Nematostella vectensis (starlet sea anemone) is the source of this 1680-nucleotide messenger RNA. Its product is annotated as cilia- and flagella-associated protein 65. NCBI's taxonomy places the organism in Eukaryota, Metazoa, Cnidaria, Anthozoa, Actiniaria, Edwardsiidae. Bases 392 to 1534 code for a protein of 380 amino acids. The record is from RefSeq and is a predicted model, not a curated record. The transcript is spliced from 9 exons.
CAGAUAAGCGGUACUCUUAGGUCUUACGUUAUUAAAGAGGGUUGUCUAACACCGUGCGACAUUGGCCAUUAUUUGUCAUUUUGAAAUAGCCAUUUGAACAUGUUGUUCAGCAUAAUUCGGGUUGCCUAGAAGCAAGGGGGAAUGUUAUAAGCAUGGUUUUAGGGGCCAUACCACCUAGGUUGUGAGCUGAUGAUGAUGGCUUUUCUCGGCGUAAAUAGUCAGGGCAUUUUCUUUGAAGGACAGAAUUUGCUCCAAAAAGCUGAACAGCGUUCAGCUUGCAGUGUUGUCGGAGGAACGGCUCGCAUUUGGUAACGUGCCCCUAUACAGUGCUUCCAGACAAGUCUUCUUCAUCUCGAAUUCCUCAUCGGAUCACGCCGUUUCGUUCAGAUGGAUGUUAGAGGGAACACCAGCAGAUCAGGUGGUUUUUAUAGAGCCUGAUCACGGUUACCUUCACCCUGGACAAUCCACACUUCUGAAGAUCUCGUUCUUCUCCUGUGGUGCACCCUCCAUGUACGACAUGGACAUUCUGUGUGAGAUCGUAGAUGAGACAGAAAUGGCGAUGUUUAACGAGCGACUUAUAAAGUGGACCAACGAGCAGGAGGAACGCCAAUACACAUUCACCAUCACAGAAGCUGACGUGACCAUACCAUGGUCCGGACCACGCCUGAGAUCCCUGGACUCAUCCAACACCCCUCACUCCAAAUCCGAGAGCGAUCUUAGGCGCUACCAAGCCCUCCCCCCAAUAGGCUGUCAGGAGCCCACGAACACCAGUAAACAGAGGAGGAAGUCAGGCACUCCUCCCCAGCCCUCCCCUCCUGAGUCGUUCUGGCUGCAUUUGGGGGUGACCGCGAGGACGCACAUGAUCGCUGAGUUUCACAGAAGUUUCCCGGAAAACACCAACGAAUUCAUUAUUGACCAGCGCUACGUCGUGAAUCACGAGGAGAACAAGGAGACAGGCGACCUGUCUGCUUUCGUCUCGUGCACCAACAGCGAGAUGAACGUCAUCACAGACGUCAUGUCAGUCAUACUCAGGGGUUUGCUGGAGGACAGUAAUUUCCACGGCUCUCUUGGGGAAUUGGAUAACGAGCCGGUCCCAUACUUUAGACAGCUUGGCGAGACCCCUUACAUUUACGACCGCACCCCAUCCAGGGCCUCCUCGUCCUCUAGCAGCCGCAGUGAGCCUGGACAUGAGUACCCAGAUGAGCCUGACCUAGCCGAGUCACGUGCUCAGGAGUCCUCGUACCAAGUCUCCUAUCACGACGACCGCGCAUCCAGCCGGACACACGAGAUCGUGCAGCGUAGCAGUUCCGUCCUGUCAGCGGUUGAUCAUCUAAGAGACGAGUCUCUUGACCCCGAAUGGAAGGCUUCACAGCGCAACAAAGCCAGAAGUUUGCCCGAGUUCACGUCGCUACUUGAGUCAGUCAUUGAGAACUCGCUUCUCAACAUCAUGACGGAAGCCAAUUAUGGCGAGCUGAGCCUGACAGCACGCCCGCGUGUUAUCGCACUUCCGCCCAGCAGACUUGCCAAACGAUGACAAGCGCACAUUAACUGUAAAUAAUAGAAUGUCUGUAGAAAAACGUGAGGUGCGCAGGUUUUUUUUUAUUGAAUUGUAAACUAGUUUGUGUGGUAAAUGCCUGCAAGCAUUGGAUAAUAAAACAUUUAUAUUUUCCUGUCGUAAAA